AUGGAAGACGAACGCACGAACCACGAAUUCCUCGAAGACGAAGCGUCGCGGCCCCGGGCGCGCGUCGUGGUGCUGCACCGCGAUAAUGACACGGCAGGGGGGUGCCAGGUCGAAUUCAACAGCUACGGCAGCCCCUUCCACUUCGACGUCGAGCUGGCGCGGCAGGGGUGCUCCGUGGUCUACCCGGCGGCGCCGCAGACGCGAUCGCGCGGCGCCGGGGCGCCGCUGCUCCGGCCGGCGUCGCCGCCGACGUCGGACGACGACGACGACGCGCCCGCGCGCCCGCCGGCGCUGACCGCCGACACGGAGGCGCUCGCCGCGGCGGCGACGGCCGCGGUCCGGCGCGCCGUCGACGAGGACGGCAUCGCCGCGGACCGCGUCUUCGUCGGCGGCUUCGACGGCGGCGGCGCGGCGGCGCUCGCCGUCGCGUGCCAGCUGGACGUCGCGAUCGGCGGCUACUUUUGCCUCUUCGGCGGGCGCGGCGUCGGCGUCGCGGACUGCCGAGCUCUGCGGGCCGCGGCGCGGGCGGCCCCCGCGGCGCCCGGCGUCGCGGUCAAGUUCGGCCGCGAGCGUGGGACCGCCGACGACGCAAAGAACGACAACAAUGACCUCGCCGAUUCGUUCUCGGCGCGGGGCUUCGCCGUCGAGGCCUGGGACGCGGACCUCGACGUCCAGAACGGCGAGGGCCUCGUCUGGGCCCAGGUCGCGCGCGCCGGCAACUGGGUCACCGCGCAGCUGCCCAAACAGGCGGCGGCCGUCGCGCGGCCGAAGCAGCCGCCCCGCAAGCCGGCGCCCGCGGACCGCGUCGACCGGACGCGCGUGGGCUACGCGCUCGAGACGCUCGGGGCGGGACGGACGCGGGCGAUUUUCACCGUGCCCGACGGCGCCGAGGAGCUUCUGGCCAAGUACCCGAUUUAUUGCAACAACUCGGCCUUCGACGUCAAAGCACGCGGCCCGGGCCGCCUGGCGACCGACUUCGUCAGCCCGACGCCCGAGGCCACCGCGCGCACGAUCGCGGCGCGCCUCACCGCGCGCUUGACGGACCCCGGUGGGACCGGCGCCGAGGAGGCGUGUGUGGUUUCCUAGAGGAGUAGUCAUUUUUUUAUUCAA
This is a messenger RNA of Pelagomonas calceolata, 1110 nucleotides long. The record is from the annotation of a GenBank genome assembly. NCBI's taxonomy places the organism in Eukaryota, Pelagophyceae, Pelagomonadales, Pelagomonadaceae.